Molecule: messenger RNA, 670 nt
Organism: Cannabis sativa
Lineage: Eukaryota; Viridiplantae; Streptophyta; Magnoliopsida; Rosales; Cannabaceae
Exons: 2
Coding region: 273-518 (81 amino acids)
Source: RefSeq, a predicted model, not a curated record
CCCAAAUGCACCCAAUCUCCACUGUCAAGGCUUUGAAGCUUAUCUUUCUGGGUUUCGUUCAAAUUGAAGGAAGAGUAGAAGAUUUCUCGAAUCUCGAAUCGAAGGAAGAGGGGAAAUUGAAGAAGAUUUUUCUGGGCAUCUUGCAAAAAAGAAGAAGUCAAAGGGCCAUCUGCCUCUUCAGGUUCAUUGGAGUGAUCAUCUAAGGGUUCGUAUAUCAUUGUGAAUCACACUCAAUAAUCCAAUUUGCACUUGGAUUUUGGGGAAGCAAGCACAUGGGAAACACGGGAAACAAACCGGCGAAGCAAGAGCCCGAAGAAAUUUUCUUGAAGAUUGUUCCUCCAUUAGACCAUGCCUAUGUCAGGUGGCUUACUCGGGAUCUCGAGAGGACUCAUGGCUUCACUCCAGCAAAGUCGCGUGCAGUGAGGCCUCCGGAUCAUUACAUAGAGUACAUGCAAUUGAAUGGAUGGUUGGAUGUGAACUUGGAUGAUCCUGACAUAGCACACUUGCUCAAAAAGUAGAUAAUAUGAUUAUGUUGAUUGCUGUUCUUUGAAUGUGGAAAAUAUAUUAUGAAUUGUCGAUAGAAUCUUAUAAGAUAACACUCCUUACACUAAUUUAUGUUUCUAAAAGAAGACUUGGCAAGUCUUGAUUAUCGAAAAGUCUUGUUUAUUAA